Molecule: messenger RNA, 1807 nt
Organism: Prorocentrum cordatum
Lineage: Eukaryota; Dinophyceae; Prorocentrales; Prorocentraceae
Source: the annotation of a GenBank genome assembly
GAGGCGCUGCGGGAAGCCGAGGCGGCCGAGAGGGCGGAGGCUGGCGCCCUCUCCGCGGGGGCGCGGCUGCGGGAGAGCGAGGGCGGGCCGGAGGGCGCCGCCGAGGAGGGCGAGGCCGCGAGGGCCGCCGGGGGCCGUGCGGAGGCCGCGGCGCCCGAGGCCGAGGAGGGCGCCGAGGAGGCACAGGACGAGGCGGCCGGCCCGGAGGCACAGGCGGAGGAGGCGAGGCAGAAGGCCGCGGUCCGCCUGCAGUCCGCGCGCCGGGGCUCCCUGGCGAGGCAACGGGCGCAGCUCCUGCGCGCCCAGCAGCAGGAGGCCCCCCGGCAGGAGGGCGACCGCGACCCGCUCCGCGCCCCCGUGGGCGGCCCGGGGCCGCGCCCCCGGGCCCAGGGCGGCGCAGCUCCUGCGCGAGGAGCGCCAGGCCUCCCAGGCUGCCGAGGAGGCGCAGGCCCAGGAGCCUGGCGAGGAGGCCGCCGAGGCGAAGGAGGGGCAGUGGUACGUCGUGAGCCAGGAGACGCUGGACAUAUGGCAGUCUACCCAGUCGUGGGAGUCGAUUGGCAGCCUGAGCCAGGGGGACUUCGUCCAGGCGGCGGGCCCGACCGAGGAGGCCGAAGGCAUCGUGAUGCUGCCCAUCCUCCUAGAGAGCGGAACCGGCGCCGUGGAGUUCGGGUGCCUGGAGCUCUGCGAGGAGGAGGAGGAGGCCGCGGCCGGGGGCGACGGCGACCCGGAGGGCGCCCAGAAGGCCGAGGCCGAGGCCGAGCAGGAGGAGGAGGGCGCCGAGAAGGCUGCCGCCGAGGGCGCUGCCGACGAGGUUCCGAGCGCCAUCGUGCCUGCCGAGGACGGUACAACGCAGGAUGGGCCAAUGGACCCCAGGCAACUCGAGGCCCUGAUGUCGACGGCGUCGAAGAGCCGGCUCGCCAAGAAGGACAACGUUGAGGAGGGCAUCCCCGUGACGACGUGCGAGUUCGUCCUGAAGCCGUUCGACGACGGCAACAAGAAGUGGAAGUGCUCGCACGAGUCGAAGGACUGCACCCGCAUGGUGGAGGGCCCGAAGGUGAGGUGGUCUUGCCCGAAAGGGGAGUACAACCUGUGCCGCGGGUGCGUUGAGUUCUAUCGCCAGAAGGCGAUAGUGGCCAAGAUCGACAAGAACAAAAAGCCAUGGGACGCGUGCACCGUUAGACACGCUGAAGGAUGCGGGCUCCCACUGGCGGUGGUGGUCAAAGAUGCGAAAGAGGAGUGGCUGAACGGCACGCUGCUCCUGUCGUCCACCAAGGACUCCCUGGAGGAGCGGGGCGCCUACGUCUACGGGGCCUUCGCGGAGAGGACCGACGGCAACUGGCCGUACAUGUGGUUCGACGCGAAGGCCCUGAAGUGGAAGUUCUCGUCGUGGCAGAAGGGGCAGGUCAAGGCCCCCUCGCUCGCGCUGUGCCGCGCGGAGAUCCAGUCCGUCCAAGUAGGCACGGUGCUGGGCGACUGGACCCUGUCGAAGGGUCCGAAGACGGUCCUGCCCAUGACCGUCACUGCGAUGACGGAGGAGGAGUUCUGGAACUCCGAGGCUCGGGAGAUGGUCCCCCUGGACCUGACCGACGUGCUGUCGGUGGUCACCAACACGGCCGCCAAUCUCCUGGAAGAGGAUCUGCAUUUGGACACGCCCUUCAUGGAGAGUGGCUUCACGAGCGCAAUGGCGGUGCAAUACAGGAUGAUCUUAAACGGCGAGUUGGCAGUCAAUCUGCCGGCCACGCUCAUGUUCGACCACCCGAAUAUGCGCAGCAUUGGCCAUUACAUCGUGGACUUGAGUAGGUCUUGA